UGCGCCGAAAAUGUUGUAGUCUUAACAUCAUUGAAACAAAGCAAAGAGUGCAAUAUUGUGCUAAUUGUUAGAUAAGACAAUGAUUCGUAGUUAGAAAGUCGAGCUAAAUGCCUACUGAUUUAUAGUGACACCCAAGUUUGAUUCUCAACAUGACUCUGCCACUGUCAAGAAUUGAUUAUGCAGCUGUUGGUGUCACAUCCAGAGGCACGACGAAGAUCUUCCCUCCAUCAGACAACAGGCAGACUCAAAAGUUUGCUGUCGGUGACCAUGACGGAGUGUUACAUAUAUAUAGCAUAAAGAAAGGAGAACUGCAGGUGGCAUUUAAAUCUCUACCAGGUCCAAAGAUUAGCAAAUUGGUCCUGGGAGGCACAGGGCAUGACAAGAUUUAUAUUGCCCAUGAAAACACUGUGAAAGGAUAUACAAAAAAAGGAAAGCUGUUUUUAGAUUUUGAUACAAAUCUCAUAGAUCCUAUUUCAGCAAUGUACGUGCUCGGACCAGAUCUUGCUGCAUGUGCCAGAGAUCUUUAUCACAGGUACCAUGAUUGCAAGGAUGCUGACUCUUACCUAGCAGGUGAAACCUUAUAUGAUGUGCUGCUACUACAAGCUGAAGGUGCGACAGUUUAUGCUCUUCUUGCUUGCGGAGAUUGUGCAGUACGUGUUCUUCAUGGUACAAAGAUUCCAGCAGUUCUUAGACUACCAAGCAUACCCACAGUGCUGUCUUUAUAUAGAGAAGGUGAGUUUGAAUCCAAAGAUCGAGUUCUACUUGGAACCAUGGAUGGCAGAGUGGGAUUACUCAUUCUUCAGGGUAAUAAAACAUUGAGGAUCACUUGGCUACUAAACGUGACUGGCUCUGAAGUCACUGCUUUAGAUACGUACGAAUUGCAAGAUGGUUUGGAUAUAUUGAUCGGUAGGCAGGAUGGUACUGUCGAUGUGUAUACUUUUCCUGAUGAGGAGUCAUUACCAUCCCUUCGGUACCGUUACAAUGCCAGUGAAAGUAUCAGUUCUGUGGGAGGUGGAAUAAUUGGAGCUGCAGGAUGUCCAGAAGUCCUAGUUACCACUUACUCAGGACGAAUAUUUGGCUUGACUACCAGGUCCCCUGGACUUCUAGAAGUUGAUCAAAACGAAGGAAUAGUAAAACUGAAAGCAGAAAUCCAACAGUUACAAGAUAAGCUUAACGAAGAGAAAGAAGCAGCCAAUUUUACAGUUGAUCCGCUCGCCCCGUUAAUUUUAUCAGUGAAUCAUAGAAUGGUUUUGAACAAAGAAGAUGCGUCGUAUUCACUUUCCAUAGAGCUCGAUACUCCUAUUGAUAACAUUUUGGUGCAAUCAGACACCCCGAUAGAAUUGUUGGAUGUUGAAAGUAAUAGUGCAGUUGUGAGCCUUUCUGCCUGUAACCCAAAGGAUGGUAAUUUUGUUCUUGCCACCUACCGUUGUCAAGUAAAUAUUAAUCAUCUCGAAAUGAGAAUAAGAACUAUUGAAGGUCAGUCAGGUACCUUGCAAAUCUACGUAACUUCACAGGUACAGCCAAAAUGUUGUCGCAAGAUAUCAAUACCCAUAUGCGCUCUUUCACUUCACUCAAGACAAUUCGAAGAUGAAAGUCCAUUAUCUCCUACUGGACCAUUCAAUGAAUUAAAAUUGAUUGGGAGCUUCACAGUGGCUGAGAUGCAUGCCUGGCUUUCUCUAACAUUACCCAAUGUAUCUGAAAGACCUCACUUACAAGAUGGUGAAGCCACUUUAACGUACAUCUCAUCCUUUGUGGGCUCAACUCUGAAAUGCACUUAUAAGAAAGGAAAUGCAAUUUUCUUUGGGGAAAAUAUAUCGAGCAUUAUAAUAUUAAGAGACAUAUUGACCAGAGAAGCAACAAAGAGGAAAAUUAAGUUAGAUGUGUUUUGCGGUAUUGCAGAAGGUAGCAUAUCCAGAGUACUGGAAUUAAUCCUCCCACGUUUGAACAUUGCCUAUGAGCUGACCACAAAGGUAAAAAUUUUAAAUGCGCUUGAGGAAUGGGAAUUGAAGGAGAAUCCAAAAGAAAAUCUGAGUUCAGAGUAUCAAGAAUUGCUCCAAAAGGAAACAGAGAUUAAAUCACAAAUGGCAAAGGAUAAUGAAAUUUUGGGGAGACUGCAUGGAGUGAUUACUGACCUUUACGUUGAUUGGGAGAGAGCUAAACGAUCUCGCAGAAUUAAUAGCAAGGAUGCUGCCGAAAAACUUAGUGCAGCACUCGAAACAAGAGAAAUGGCUCAGCUGUUACAAGUUUUUAUAGAUACAAGUAACACGGUACCCGCACCAUCUUCAGCGACUUCAAUUACCUAAGACUAAUCUACAAACAUUUUUAUGGAGAAUGCAAUAAAAGUGGACCACGAUGUUUCUAUAAAUGUCUUUACGUAAAAAAUAUAUUUUUCAACGACGAUUCGCGAUAUAAACGGCUAACUUACCUAGACUUAAAAAUGUACAUGUACAAUGUUAUCUUGUAUUAGUGUUAAUUAUAGUACAAUAUGUAUAU
Megalopta genalis is the source of this 2493-nucleotide messenger RNA. RefSeq names its product BBSome complex member BBS7. The record is from RefSeq and is a predicted model, not a curated record. Gene Ontology annotation, molecular function: protein binding. NCBI's taxonomy places the organism in Eukaryota, Metazoa, Arthropoda, Insecta, Hymenoptera, Halictidae. Gene Ontology annotation, cellular component: ciliary basal body; membrane; neuron projection. Gene Ontology annotation, biological process: cilium assembly; intracellular protein localization; intracellular transport.